CACUGCUUUCAUCUUCCAGUUUCACUAUCAACAAACCCUUUCAAAAAUAAGACACGAAAGACUCGUAAAUAGUAAUAAAGGGCGACGAGCUGUUGAUGCAGCAACAGGAACAGAAAUACCUGACGUGCGGGCAGGGGGCUUGAGGGUGGGGGGGUCUCCGCCACCUCCACCACUAAACAUCAACGCUGUAGAGGCGCCUCAAGCCGCUGUUGCUCCUCCAAAAAUGAACAGAAGGGUCGUCAGGGCGCGUUUCUCGUUCUUUUGUAUCCUGCAAGGUUUUUCGUUCUGCGCCGCCUCAUGGAAUCUGAAGCUUCCGAGGAGCAUGUCGGUGGUCGAGCGCUCCUGUGUGAUCAUCCCGUGUUCGUUUUCGCCUGUAUUCAAAGUGACCUCUAUUCACUGGUACCAGUUUGCCAGUAUAGGGUACCCCAAAGUGUUCGAUAGUAAGGAACCUUGGAGCGCCUUGUCGGAGUUCAAAGGACGCACCGGUUUGGUGGGCAAAGUGGAAGAUGGCAACUGCACUUUGAAGAUUAGUGGUGCUCGAAUGUCGGACAGCGGCGUGCGGCUUUACGUUUGGCUCAACCCCGAUCAGUACAGCAACUUUAAGUUUUAUGAUCAAACUGUGCAGCUCCUUGUUUCAGGUCAGGUACCCGCUCCUCAGAUGUUUCAACCCACUGAGCUGGCUGAGGGCCGGCUGGCGACUGUCCAUUGUGAAGUUGUCCAUGCCUGCCCUGAUUCCCCGCCAGUGCUCACCUGGAGCCGGGAUGACGGGGUCGUGACUGUUGACCACUUUGCUAAGGAUGCGGUCGGCAACUGGAAAAUGAAAUCUGCUUUCUCCUGGACAGCUUCACACAUCGAUGAUGGAAAGAAACUCUCGUGUACGGUCCAACACGAAGGAGGCAGAAUGGCGGUGAGCUCAGUGACCCUGAAAGUAAACUUUGCACCAAAGGAUGUGAAAGUCACCGCAAAUGCCAUGUCCAUUACGGAGGGCAGCACGGUGGAGCUCAAGUGUCAGAGUGAUGGGAGUCCAAAGCCCGUUCAGUUCCAGUGGUAUGAAGCCCAGCCACACUCUGAGGUCGAAUUGAGCAAUACGUCUGAGGUCCUGACUGUCUCGGGUGUCCGGCGGGACACCGUCUACAUCUGCAGGGCGCACAACAUGUUGGGCAGCAAGGAAUCCGAGCCCCUCGCACUGGAAGUGGAAUAUAUGCCGGACAUCAGCCUCGAAUCCAGUUGCCGCCUGAAAGCGGAUAAGAUCAACUGCUUUUGUGUGGCCAGCUCAAACCCACCAUCUUUAGUCAGAUGGGCUGUGAACGGGACGUUGGACACAAGAACAUUUAACAUCUCUCAGACCAUAAAGGACCACGUGGUGACUACACUCCUGACUGCCAAGGCUGAGACCCCAGUUGUGGUUUCCUGUUAUGCUUCGAACAAGCAUGGAGAGCGAGAGCUCCAACUACCAAUGGCAUCAGGUCACUCAAGCAGCCCAGCCGCUGCCAUCGUGGUGCCCUUGCUCUUGGUGGCGGUGAUCAUUGUGAUCGGAGUCCUACUGUACAAGAAGAGGCCACUCAGGAGGAGCAUUCAAAAUGUCUUCAAUGAGAAGCCUUUGAAGAGUAAAGAGUUCACUAAAGACGUCAAGCCCAAGGUGAACGGCUUGUAUCUACCGAUGACCACCAAGCCAAAUAAAGCGGCCGCCACAACUGCGCCUGCCUCACAUCUUCAGAACAAGCCCAUCAACCUCCAAAUCGACAAGCAUCAUGGUGAGGACGAUGACGACGACAACAACGACAUGAUAUAUGCAAACGACUCGUUCGCCGGAACAGGCCAGAUACAUGACAGGGUUGACUUCUACGAAAAUGUGACAGCCGGGUUCAACUUCCAUGCCCUUCACACAGGGAAAGCAUAAAUUUAAUAUCAAGAUGGAAGACGUCAUUAGAAUAUUUUUUUCUUUGCCAAAAAAAUCAUGAAAACUAAGAAGUCCUAUUUGCUUACUGAAGCUUUUUGGGUUUGCCUUUGAUAAGGUCCAGUGCGGUGGCACAGUGGGUGGCACUGCAGACCUCACAGAGUUUUGAUUUCCUCUUUCCUUGUGUUCCCUCUGCGUCUGUGUGUUUUUUUGCUCCACACAAUCUGAAGGUGUGCCUUUAGGUUGACCACCCUGAAGUGAAUGAGGGCACAUGUGUGAGUGAAUGAUGGACUGGAACGCCAGUUAUGGCUGAUUUGAUUCUUGUACCAAGUGCUACGUGGAGAGGCUCUGUCCUCCUAUAGCCCUGCAGGAGAAAACAGCAGUUUCAGAAAAUGGACAACUCGAUGGAAGAACUGGCUGCAGGAUUUCAUCAGGUUGCUGUUCACCAAAACACAAAGGCAUUGCAUCAACUUUCAAGUUCUUGUCCAGGUGGCAGUGCCAUGAGAUGGCACAGGACAGCAGAUGUGUCUCCAAUGGGUUAAUUAGAGAGACACAGAGUGAGAAAGAGACCAACACCAGCAAUCGACGAGUGUCUUUUCAAGCUGCACACUUUAGAGUCGACAAGCUUGACAUGCCUGGAUUUGGGGGAUUCUUCUUGUCAGGUUAAAUGGAGACCACCAGUGGACAGCUGUUUUCAGAUCAGGAAUGUUGAAUUGGUGUCAAGUCUGGGCACUGGCAGGGCCACUCAAGGACAUUCCCAGGGUUGUCCCAUAGCCACUGCUGUGUUGCCUUUUCUUUCUCCUCGGCCCAGUCUGAGGUCCACAGCACUCUAAGCAGGUCUUCAUUAAGGACAUCUCUGCAUUUUGUUCUGUUUAGCUUUCCUUGACCUGGGCUAGUCUGCCAGGGCCUGAUGAUACCACCACCACCACCACCACCACCACCACACUUCAUAUGUGGAAUGGCAUUGUGCAGCUGAUGAGCAGUGCCAGGAUUCCUCAGACAUGAUGCUUAGCAUCGAGGCCAAACAGUUUAACGUUUGUUUCUUCAGACCUGAGAAUCUAAUUUCUCGCAGUCCCAGAGCCCCUUAGGUGCCUUUUUGCAGCCCCCACGUGGGCUUCCAUGUGUCUUCUAUUCAGUAGAGGCCUCCGGCCACACUGUCAUGAAGCCCAGAUGGGUAGUGUGUUGAAGUAAUGGUUGUCUUUCUGGAAGUUUCUCUGGAGAUGGAGCUCAGCCAGAGUGACCAUCAGGUUCAGGGGUCACCUGUCUUACCAAGACCCUUCUCCCCUGAUUGUUUAGAUUGUUCCAGUGUCUGGCUGUUCCAGACUUCUGCCAUCUAAGAAUUAUGGAGGCCACUGUGCGAUACGAUCCUGCCUUGAAGCUCUGCUGGCAAUUCCUUCAAUUUCAUGGCUGUGGACCUUCCAUUGACCCCUCAUCAGGUCCAGUCCAUCAAAUUGGUGGACUCCAAACAUCUCCAUGAUGGUCAACAGAACGAGAUACGCCUGAGCUAAAGCAAAAAGGGUUGAAUACUUGUGACGAUGUGACGAUUCUGCAGUUUUUCAUUUUUAAUAAAUUUGCACAAAAUUCUCAAAUCCUGUUUUCCCUUUUUUGUCAUUCAGGGCCGUUGAGUGUUGUUGGGUGACGGACAA
Molecule: messenger RNA, 3543 nt
Organism: Erpetoichthys calabaricus (reedfish)
Lineage: Eukaryota; Metazoa; Chordata; Cladistia; Polypteriformes; Polypteridae
Product: sialic acid-binding Ig-like lectin 14
Exons: 8
Coding region: 224-1900 (558 amino acids)
Source: RefSeq, a predicted model, not a curated record